AAGACAGACCAUUAGCCCAUCAGCAGUCACAGACUGAAAGAGGGAGAGAGGGAUGAAGACCAGUUAUUUCAUUCUAAUAUUUAUAUGCAUCCCUGCAACCCUGAGAACCAAUGAGUGACAUAAGGAUUAACCUUGUCAAUAACGUUUCCAGACAAUCUUCCAAACUGUAAAGAUGCUCUUCGAGAUUGUCUUCGCCCCGAAGUGGUGUGGACCAGGUGUUACGAGGAUAGAAUUACAAUAUGCAUUCUAAUGACCAGAAUGCCCAUCCCAAACUUCUACAGAUGGUCUGUCAACUCAUCCAAUAAGGCAGAAAAGAGCACGAAUUCUGGACACAUAGUGCACAUUCCUGCACAUGUUCUCCAGAGAAGCAAGAGGAACGACUCUAAUAGCACUGACUAUGUGCAAAUUACAAUGGCUGUACUCAACAGCUCUCUAUUCAAGCUUGGUCCGGUUCGAGGCUCUAGAUCAGGGGAAGUCCUGGGGCAGUCUGUGCUGGCUGUGAGGGUGGGGGACCACAGUGUGAGUGACCUUGACCAGCCUGUCCGAAUCACCUUCAGAAACACAAAUGUGACUGAGAGAGGGACUUGUGUUUUCUGGAAGGACUCAGAAAAUAAGAAUGGCGAAGGGGACUGGAGCUCAGAGGGUUGUAUUACCACCCUCAUUCACGGAGAGUUUGUGUGCAGCUGUAACCAUCUCAGCUUCUUUGCAGUGCUCGUGAACUCAAAGUUGUCGGUAGACCCUGUGAAUGUGGCCAACCUCGGCUACAUCUCCUACAUUGGUUCAUUAUUCUCUGUGGUUUUCACCACAGUAACCCUUGUCAUGUACACUUGUCUUAGGAAGGGGCAUUCUGAACAGUCAAUAUCUAUUCAUGUGCAGCUGACAGGAGCGCUCCUGUUUCUACACCUCUCCUACCUCUUGAGCGAGUGGUGGGUGUGGCGUGAGGCUGAUGGGGCUGAGGGACAUGUCUGUCUGGCCUUUGGGUUGCUACUGCACUGGGCUCUCCUGUCCACCUUCACCUGGCUGGCCAUUGAAGGCUUCCAUCUCUACAUGCUGUUAGUCCGCGUCUUCAACAUCUAUGUCAGGAAAUACCUGCUCAAACUGAGCCUGGUUGGAUGGGGCAUACCCACUGCAACUGUGACGGCCUGUCGUUUCUUAGGAGUCUACGGCAUACACAGCUUCUACAUGACAGGGGCCAAUAACGGCUCAUCAACAGACAUAUGUUGGAUAAGCAGUGCAACAGACAGCCCUGGAGUGGUGGUCAGCUACAUCACAGUGAGUGGAUACCUGGGCCUGGUCUUCCUCUUCAACACAGCCAUGCUAGGUGUGGUGGUGGUGAAGCUGUGGGGGCAGAGAGGGGAGGGUAGAAUGUGGAAGGAUUGGGCCACGGUCCUGGGGCUCAGCUGUGUGCUAGGAGUACCAUGGGGGCUGGCGUUCUGCACCUACGGCCCCCUUUCUCUCCCUGGGCUGUACCUCUUCAGUAUAUUCAACUGCUUCCAGGGUGUCUUCUUGUUCCUGUGGUUUCUUGCCCUUUCACGUAAGGGCCGCCCAGAGCACUCCUCUGUGAAAGACUCUUCCAGUCAAAAGAUGAUGGAGACAAACUUCAACUGAUACUGUGGGACUUGCAACACAUUCCAGCAUACCUUUUAAUAGUGUUUGCAGACCAAGUCCUGAGUAUAAAACAGCGGGGAAAGUAUAAUUCAUUUCUUCCUGGUAUGGACCUCUUUACCGAAAAUAAAUGUAUGGGCCUAAAUAUAGAAUUGCAUAUAGAAUCCCUAUCAAUUCAAUAGCAUUUCUCUGGGCCUAGUGGUAAAGAUUUGACAUGAAACGUUUCAAAUGUAUGACCUUUUAUUUUGGCAUCAACAAAACCAGUCAUGAUGUUUUAAUCAGCUUGUCAAACAUCGGCCCUUUUACUAGGCUACCUGAGCACGUUUAUCCACUCACAACAUAUUUCCAGCCCCCAAACAAUGGUGAAUUGAAAGAGACAGCUGUUACACAAAACACCAAAAAGUGUCAUGACAUUUGGCGUUUGUAUUUAGGCCAGAAUAUAUGUGUCCACUGCUGUCUGCAUGCGUCUUGGUGUCGGCCACUGAUCUCUGCCGUGGCAUAAUUUCAGUGUUUUUACAUGACAUUUUGGAGCAUAGGCCUACCACCUGUUUUCAUGUCCAUUUGCAAAAUGUUCAUGCCUCUGCCAAGCGGUAAUAAUUUAAAAAAGUGGUGUAAAAGCCUACAGUUUUUAAAACAUUUUGAUUUCAAUUAUUGUGAUAUAUUGUAUUUUACCGGUACAGCAAACCCUCGCUAUUUAUUUUGUGGGGACACCGUACCAGACCGUACCAACUUACUUUCACCCCUGGUGUAAACAUGACAUUUAUGAUAUGGGACAUAAAGUGUGACACAUGGAGCAAAUAACCAUAAGCACACAGACUAUCUACUGAAUAAAAUGGUGCUUGGUGUUGUGGUGUUAAUCAGAUAAUUGAAUUAUUUAAUGCUUUCUUAUUGUUUCAUAAAAAUAAUCUACCAAUGCUAUUAGACCCAUGAUUCAGCCUUUUCCACAACGCGUUAAUGAUACAUAAUAGAAUGUCACUUUGAACUUUAUUAAUAUAAUGUAAUUUAUUGGAAACAGGAGACAAAGGGCUGUGAGACAAAGGCUUAAGGGGCGGCAGGUAAACAAAGGGGCGGCAGGUAGCUGCAGGUAAACAAAGGGGCGGCAGGUAGCUGCAUGUAAACAAAGGGGCCGCAGGUAGCGGCAGGUAAACAAAGGGGCGACAGGUAGCUGCAGGUAAACAAAGGGGCGGCAGGUAGCUGCAGGUAAACAAAGGGGCGUCAGGUAGCGGCAGGUAAACAAAGGGGCGUCAGGUAGCGGCAGGUAAACAAAGGGGCGGCAGGUAGCUGCAGGUAAACAAAGGGGCGGAAGGUAGCGGCAGGUAAACAAAGGGGCGGCAGGUAGCUGCAGGUAAACAAAGGGGCGGAAGGUAGCUGCAGGUAAACAAAGGGGCGGAAGGUAGCGGCAGGUAAACAAAGUGGCGGCAGGUAGCUGCAGGUAAACAAAGGGGCGGCAGGUAGCUGCAGCUAAACAAAGGGGCGGCAGGUAGCGGCAGGUAAACAAAGGGGCGGCAGGUAGCUGCAGGUAAACAAAGGGGCG
Messenger RNA from Oncorhynchus tshawytscha (Chinook salmon), 3139 nucleotides. Its product is annotated as adhesion G-protein coupled receptor G1. Gene Ontology annotation, molecular function: G protein-coupled receptor activity. The record is from RefSeq and is a predicted model, not a curated record. NCBI's taxonomy places the organism in Eukaryota, Metazoa, Chordata, Actinopteri, Salmoniformes, Salmonidae. The transcript has 12 exons. Gene Ontology annotation, biological process: cell surface receptor signaling pathway; adenylate cyclase-activating G protein-coupled receptor signaling pathway. Gene Ontology annotation, cellular component: membrane. Bases 250 to 1608 code for a protein of 452 amino acids.